AUGGAGAAAUGUGAAAACGAACCAGAUUACCUUUUUCCAAAUAGCGCGGAUGAAGCUAAUAGAUUAAGGAUGCAACAUCAUGUUUCAAAGUUCAUUUGGAAAGGAAACAAUUUCAAUACGCCUUUAAAAAAAAAAUUUAAAGCUGGCGGCCUUCGAGUACUUGAUGUAGGAUGCGGUUCUGGAGGAUGGCUCUUUGAUAUGAGUUGCGAAUAUUCAAAUUGUACAUUUGUUGGAGUCGACAUUUCCAUAAUGUUUAAUGAAGAAUUACGCCCUAAAAACCUUGGAUUCAUUCAAUGCAAUGCCCUUCAUGGACUCCCAUUCUUCGAUAACACUUUUGAUUUUGUUUUUCAAGAAAAUAUGUUUAUGGCAUGGAAAGAAUCUGAUUGGCCAAUCAUAAUCAAAGACAUGUUACGCUGCGUAAAGAGCAAUGGUUGGAUAGAACUAAUGGAAGGAGCUUACGACUUUAAAAAUGUUGGCCCCACAAUGAAAAGAUUGUUGGAUGCAACGAAGAAACGUUUUAUUUCAAAAGGAAUAAAUUUAAAUAUCAAGCCAUGUCUGAAAGGUUUUCUUGAAGCCACAGGAGAAUUAGAAAGCGAAGUUAUUAUAAAUGAAACAAUCGCUCCACUUUGGGGAAGUAAUUUGGGUGCAGUGGCUUUCAAAAUCUUCAGAAAUGCUCAUACAUGUAUUGGUAUGAAUGAAUACAUGGGUAUUUCACAAUCAUCAUUUGAAGAAAUGUUUGAUAUUAUAGCUAAAGAAGUGGAAGUAAAUCAAACAUAUGUUAAAGUACAUAGGAUUUAUGCACAAAAAAAAAAGAAAUAA
Molecule: messenger RNA, 819 nt
Organism: Funneliformis mosseae
Lineage: Eukaryota; Fungi; Glomeromycota; Glomeromycetes; Glomerales; Glomeraceae
Source: the annotation of a GenBank genome assembly